Molecule: messenger RNA, 2216 nt
Organism: Dermacentor silvarum
Lineage: Eukaryota; Metazoa; Arthropoda; Arachnida; Ixodida; Ixodidae
Product: putative nuclease HARBI1
Exons: 3
Coding region: 10-1221 (403 amino acids)
Source: RefSeq, a predicted model, not a curated record
UUGGCCGCGAUGGCUGUUGUUCUGUCGGAGAUUGACGAGGACUUUGAUUUGUUUCCUCGAAAACGGAGUUGUUGGCGGAAAGACUGGAUGGGAAGGAAAGAGUUGGGGGUCCAAAACCUGCUCUACGAAGAGCUCCUGAAGACUGACCUCGACGAAUACCGGAGGCUACUUCGUGUAAGCAGAGAGCAGUUUCUGCAACUGCUGUCGCGCGUGGGCCCUCGCAUACGACGGGAGGAUACCGUUAUGCGCCGUUCUAUAUCGGCGGAAACACGGCUGCAGGUCACACUACGGUACCUUGCUUCAGGAGAGAGUCACUAUUCCCUGAGCCGACAGUUUAGGCUCGGUCAUUCAAGUGUGAAUGACAUUAUACAUGAAACAUGUACUGCCAUUUACGAGGAGCUGGGAAGCCACUUUAUAAGAAGGCCCCGCACGGAGGAGGAAUGGAAAUAUGUGAUGGAAGGCUUCAAUCACAAGUGGAACUUCCCGAACUGCAUUGGGGCCAUGGAUGGCAAGCAUGUGCUCAUAAAGAAGCCACCAAAUUCGGGAACUAUUUACAGGAACUACAAGAAAAGCUUCAGUAUAAUUCUGUUCGCUGUCGUCGACGCAAAUUACCGGUUUUUGUAUACUGACAUCGGUGCACCAGGCUCAGAAGGAGACGCUGCGGUCUGGCAAACGACACCCCUACAGAAAGACGUAGAAAACAGAAGGGCAGGCCUGCCAGAACUUGUGAAGGUAUCCAGUUCACCUGAUGUGCUCCUUCCACCUGUGUUCGUAGCAGAUGACGCAUUUCCGAUGGGACGGAAUUUAAUGAAACCUUUUGGGGGCACAAAUCUGACAGAAGACAAGAAGAUCUUUAAUUACAGGUUGUCAAGGGCUCGCCGUGUCGUCGAAAACGCUUUCGGAAUAUUGGUGAACCGCUUCCGGUGUUUGCACACAGUCAUCAAUGCAUCUCCAGAGAGGGUGACCGCCAUCGUCAAUGCGGCAUGUGUUCUGCACAACUUUCUGGGCAACGAUGUCAUCAGUGCGCCAGACUUAAAUGUCGAACCGAACCCUGCUGCGUCACUCCUGUCCGGCCAAGCAGCGUCGCGUGGUAGAAUCGGUGCUGUUGGUGCUGCAGUGCGUGAUAAGCUGUCUUCGUUCUUCAAUGACAUGGGCGCCGUGCCGUGGCAGCGGCAAUUUGCCCACUUGGAUGUGAGCAUCUACAGGAAACCUCGGAAGUGAAUACAAGUGUCAACACGGAAAUGGAAAGAACAUUUUAUUUUUCCUGUAUUUGAUUAAACUUGCAUGUGCUUUUCCAUCACCUGCAGCAUUUCGACUUGGCAUGACAGCUGCCUUGCUUUUGGUAUCGCCCGCAUAGUCGCAGCGACAAGCUUUCCGAAGUGCUCACAGGCAUCGUCAGUCAUCGCAGGUUGUGUUGGCUGCAUGUUUGUGGCUAUUGUCUCGAGCACCUUUUGCCGCUGCGACCACAUGUCCUCACGCGGGUUACGAUUUCGUCGUCUUUUUCUGGAUGGUGCUUCGCUUAAAGAUGUACUUGGUGCUGCGGAGAGGUCGGUGUGUGGUUCAUUGUCUCUCUCCGUGGUGCAGCCUUCAUUAUCUGGGCCAGCGUCAUCAAGUGUGGCAGCCUCAUCCACCGAGGCAGCCUCGUCCACCGAGGCAGCCUCGUCCACUGCGGUCGCCUCUGGUGUCUGAGCAGCGUCAUGUGACACAGGAGGCUGCAACAAAGAGGUUCUGACUCAAAUAAAUUGUAAAAAAACAAAAUUUCUUGCCUGCAGCAAAAACAAAGCAACAUUUUACUGCAAUUACAUUAACGCUUGACAGGACCAAAUUCGCUCUGAUAACGCGUUAUAUUGGAUGCAUCCGAAUACGGCUACAAAACGUGCAGUACAUUAUUGAACUCAGUUGAAAUGACCUUCUGAGCACAAGGUGCAUCUUGAAAUAAAAUUUAAUAUUUCGAGAGAUUAGUAACUGGUUGCCUUUUCAAACAUACCAUUUCUGGCGCAGCCACCUCCUGCUGAGCUUGGCCCAUUACUGAGCGGCGCACUUUAACUUUCACGGCAUCCAGAAAUUUUAAUGCCUUGAAGAAUUUCCAUUUGCCUAUGUAGACGUCGCUGGCAGGUUGGCCGCUCUUAGUGUGCUCCAUCUUUUUUCGCUCCAGCCGGUAUGUUCUCCUCUUGUUGUCAAAGAACCUCUUGAGCGCCUCUGCGAGAAAUUCGGGU